UGCGCGGCGCUGAAGCUGCAGCUGCACUCGCUUCGCGUCGCGUCUUCUCCGAAAAGCUCGCGCCAUGGCUGCGGCUCUGUCCCGAUCGCUGAAAUUACCGGGUAAGAAGGGGUGUGAUCUGGGCGAGUAUGACCCGCUGACGCAGGCUGACAGUGAGGACGAGACGGAGGACGAUGACCUGGUGCUUAACUACCCCCGAAACGGCUUGCUGGAGCAGGGGGAGGAGCCUGAGCCACAGUGGAGAGCACAGGGGGCAGGGCCGGGGAGGGUGCAGGGCGGAGACUCUGAGCAGAAGGCGGGGCAUGUGCGAGGGGCAGGGCCUGUGCGGGGGGCGGGGCGGAGCGCUGCGUUCCUGCUGCCGCUGCUGAGUGCAGUUCUGCUGGUGCUGCUGUGUGCAUUUCUUAUCCCCUGCCCAGAGGGGGCGCCGCAGCUCACACACUGGCGCACAGCGCUGGGGGACGCCGCCGGCGUGACGUCGCCCCCUCUGGCCAUGUGGGAUGUGGACGGAGACGGACUGGAGGACGUCCUGAUCGCCGUCACCAGCAUCGCUAACGACAGUCAGCCAAUCAACUCGCAGAAUAAAGAGUUCAGCGUAUCGGCGGUGAGCGGGGCCGGUGGGCAGCUGCUGUGGUCCCGCACCCUCAGGGAGCCGCUGAUCUCGGUUCAGUGUGGGCUGCAGACAGGAAGUGCAGAUCCACUGCAGAGGACGUCCGCGCAGACACAUUCCGCCUGCAUCCUGAUCAGCUCCGGACACAUCAUCACCGUCAACGCCUCCACAGGCAGGACAUUGUGGACCGCAGCUGUUGGUGAUGUGGAGUCUCAUGCGGUCCUGCUGCCUGAUCUACAGGGAGACGCUUAUCCAGACCUGCUGAUCGCAACACUACCAGCAGACCAGGCCUCUGAUCUAUCUCUAGUGCUGCUCUCCGGACAGUCGGGCGCUCUGAUUGGACAGCCGGUGAACUUUAACCUCACAGCUCAGGGGAAGCUGAUUGGUCCACUGCUGCACGAGACAUCAAAGGGAGCCUACUACAUCCUGUUUGGCCUGGGUCUGGUGCAGGGCGUGUCUCUCAGCUACAUCUACACUCAGGCCACAGGCGGGGCGGCGGCAGCAGCGGCUCGGGUUCGACAGCAGGACUCCAGCUGGGAGAGUCUGAGGAGGAGCAACACAUCUGCACUACUGCACAUCAGCAGUGUGUCUGAGCAGGUGGAGUUCCUGCUCCCCCUGGUGGCGGGUCAGUGUGAUCAGCGCAGUGAUCUGGAAGGGGUGUGUGAGCUGAACCGCAGCCGCAGCGAGUGGAUCGUGUUGUGUGGAGCGCACAGGCUGUCUGUGCUGAGAGCGAGCGACACACACACUGCGUGGAGCCUCAGCCUCGCCAACAUACACACUCGUCCAGCACUGGGUCACUUUAAUGAUGACGGUAUUCCUGAUCUCCUCAUUCAUCAGUCGACCAAUGGCAUCAGGAAGGUGCAGAUCAUUGAUGGUGCUCGGGGGCGGAGCCUGUGGGAGGCGGAGUUUGUGUGUCCUCGUCUGGCGGUGGAGGAUUCGUCAGUUCUGACCACCUCUGGCCAAUCAGUGUUCCUGUUCUGGGCUGGAGAUCCGCUUACGCACACGCUUAACGCCAGCAAGGCGGCCGUGGCGGAGCCGGUGCUCAGGAAACUCUUCCUGUUUCACCCCUUCUAUCCCACAAUCCUCCUGCAGCUCAGCAACACCACAGACACCGUCCUCUCCGCCACAGUGGGCUACGCGCCGCAGCAGAAGGACGCCUCCUACACGUGUGUGUCGUCUGUGCCCGUGUCUGGCCAUCAGCCGGCGCUGCAGAUGCUGAAGAGUGUGAGUCUGAAGGCGGCCAUCGCAGACGCACAGAUCCUGCAGCUCAGCAACAGCAGCGCGUACACACACACACACAGCGCUUUCCACAUCAACCAGUUCUUCAGACGCCUGUCCUUCACACAGUGAUGGUGUUUGGACAUGUUCAUCAUUCCUGCUCUGCAUUCCUCUCUGCGUGAGUGUGUGCGUGUGUGUGUGUGAGUUUCAGCAGAUGUGUAGAUAUGCUUCAUCUGUUUACCACACUUUAACAUGUGUAUAAUCUUCAGUCACUGGAUUAACACUGACGGCUACUCUUCAUAAAUAUGAUUAUUAUUAUUACUGUUGUCCUGAUGAUGAUGGUGGUGUGUGGCUCGCGUUGUGUCUGUGUGACUAUCUCGCUCUGGUCAGUGAAGUGAGUUGGUUUGGUUUGCACAUUGAGUUUGUUUAUAUUCCUGACUCUCUCUGUACAGUAUUUAUAAUGGAGAUGUACAUAGUGAUGAUGAUGAUGAUGAUGAUGAACUACACAAUAAAAUAAAAGCAUUCCCCCUGA
This is a messenger RNA of Danio aesculapii, 2357 nucleotides long. RefSeq names its product family with sequence similarity 234 member B (gene fam234b). The transcript is spliced from 13 exons. Gene Ontology annotation, molecular function: protein binding. Bases 65 to 1957 code for a protein of 630 amino acids. The record is from RefSeq and is a predicted model, not a curated record. Lineage: Eukaryota; Metazoa; Chordata; Actinopteri; Cypriniformes; Danionidae.